AUGUAUAUAUUUAUAGUGCUAAUAAUUCUCUGUACUCUAAUUGGUAACAUGUUGCUCAUCAUUUCAAUUUUGCACUUCAAACAGCUUCACAUGCCCACCAAUUACCUUAUUCUGUCUUUGGCUACUGCUGAUUUUCUAUUGGGCUGUUUCGUUAUGCCUUACAGCAUGAUGAGAUCUGUAGAAAUGUGUUGGUAUUUUGGUCAAUUGUUUUACCGUUACUAUGCAAUGUGUGACCCACUGAGAUAUAAAAUAAGAAUUACCUUCUUCUCAGUGCAGAUAAUGAUCAUCGUUAGUUGGGCUGUUUCAGCUAGUUUUGCUUUUGUCUUAAUAUUUUUAAAAUUAAAUUUAAAAGGAAUGGGAGAAGCUUACAAUAAUAACUUUGCUUGUUAUGGAAGCUGCGUACUUGUAUUCAGUGAAAUAUCAGGAGUGGUUGCAUCAACAGUUGCCUUUUACAUUCCAGGAAUUACCAUGUUGUGUAUUUAUUUUAAGAUUUAUUUUGUGGCUAGAAAACAGGUCAGAAAUAUAAACAAAAUAGCAAGUCAAGUUCAAAACAUCAAAAAUAGCAAAACUAGAUUUGCACAAAGUAACGAAAGAAAAGCUGCCAAAACCCUAGGAAUGGUUUUGGGUAUAUUUUUGAUUUGUUGGUCUCCAUUUUUCGUUAGUAAUACAAUAGAUGGUUUUAUCAAUUAUUCAAUCCCUCCUGUCUUGUUCGAUGCUUUUGUUUGGUUUGGUUACAUGAAUUCUAUGUUUAAUCCUUUAAUCUAUGGUUUCUUCUUUUCCUGGUUUAGAAAGGCUGUAAAAAUCAUUUGCAAGGGCCAAAUAUUUCAACCUGUUUCUUCAAGAAUGGACUUGUAUCAUGACUAA
Molecule: messenger RNA, 864 nt
Organism: Chiloscyllium plagiosum (whitespotted bambooshark)
Lineage: Eukaryota; Metazoa; Chordata; Chondrichthyes; Orectolobiformes; Hemiscylliidae
Source: RefSeq, a predicted model, not a curated record